This is a messenger RNA of Ectocarpus sp. CCAP 1310/34, 685 nucleotides long. NCBI's taxonomy places the organism in Eukaryota, Phaeophyceae, Ectocarpales, Ectocarpaceae. The record is from the annotation of a GenBank genome assembly.
AUGUGGCAACGAAUCCUCCUGGAGAACCUUCAGCUCGGAAAUUGGUUGCGCAAAAUAACUCUGAGCCACGUAACAAAAACAACAAACGACGGAGAACUCCUCAAAGGAAUCCACAUUUACCCCAGCCGCGUUCUGCUAUGAAGCAAGGUGAUGGUACAUUGCCCUGCCGUACUAGCAAACGAAAUCGAACUAGGACCCGAAAAUUAAACGAUUGAUGUAUUUCAACCGUUCUAGCAGUUACCAUUUCUAUUUCUUAGACUUGGGAAUUUUUACUACUAUUAUUCUGUGUUGAUAUUUAACACAGGACCAGUAGCCACGGUGGUAGGUUGGGCCCUCCGGAAACAACCUAUUUGAUCAGUGUUUGGAUAAACACUGACGGAGAAUCCAAUUAAAUCACCGCUAUCCCAAGCUCUUAUUUAAGAUGUAUAGGCAGAUUUGCCAGAGGUUCCACCUCAUUACAAGUCUACCGCUCAUCAUCCCCGCACAUGGCAUUACACGCGAUCAUGACCAUCAAAACAUUUUAGUACCCUUUAACUGUCACCAUGAUAGCCCAGUACCCACCAUUUAUUUUUCUAGACUAUACUAGUGUGGACCACAUUCAUCACCCUGGCUGAGGACUCCGUGUUUCUCAACAUGCGUGGUACGAUAAUCAGAUCUGGUUGAUGGUAUUGUGCAAACUAGGUUA